AUGGUGCCCGCUAGGGAUGCCUUGCUGCAUGACAUGCAAGCAUCGCUUAACGAACAGCAAAAGGCUGCCGUUGAAUUUGAUCGCUCAAGCGCAUUGCAGGUCAUUGCGGGUCCUGGGACUGGUAAAACGAAAGUACUGACUUCUAGGGUUGCCUAUCUGUUGUUGAAGGAGAAAAUAAACCCUCAAGACAUCAUUGUGACAACAUUUACGAAUAAAGCAGCUAAGGAAAUGAUCGACAGAUUGGUAGAACUGCUUUUGGCCACAAAUAUAAGGGUUUCGGAUAUAUUGAUUGGUACAUUUCAUAGCAUCUGUCUGAAGAUACUUUCACGAUUUGGUCAUAAAAUUGGACUCCGAAAGGACUGGAGAAUUAUAGACGAAAGCGAAGUCAAUAAAAUCAUGGAUGAGAUGAUAGAGAAGAUGCCUGAUCAAAUAAGAGAUUAUGCCCACGCAAUUAGUCGCAAGGUUAAUUUCUGUACUUUGAAACAGGGCUCCGACCAAUGGGUCGUCAAUCCUCGAUUGGUAAAGAGGGAGAUUUCAAGAUUGAAGACGUUUGCCAUCAUCCCAGAGGAAUACACCAAGGACUCUGAUCAUGAUCCUGCUUUAGCAUACUUCUACGAGAGAUACCAAGGCGAGUUAAAUAAGGUAAACGCUCUGGAUUUUGAUGAUUUAUUGAUGUAUACAUUUCGGCUUUUGACGAGAGAGCGAUGUUUACCAUAUAUUAAACAUGUAUUUGUUGAUGAAUUUCAAGAUACAAAUGGAAUUCAGAUGGACCUCAUGUUUUUAUUUGCAAGGGGUAAUCAUCACACUUCAAGAGGUAUCACAGUAGUUGGUGAUCCCGACCAAAGUAUUUACGCGUUUAGACACGCAUUGGCUAACAAUUUUGAAGCAAUGGUUAAUAAGUGUCCUCUACCGACCUCAAGAGUUGUAUUAAUUGAGAAUUAUCGGUCCUCACAAAAGAUUUUAAACACAAGUGAAAUGCUAAUUAGGCAGCAAGUUAAAGGACGUCCGGAUAGGUUGCCUCUGAAAGCGCAGUUUGAUUCCGAUUUUCCACCAGUAUAUACAGUUUUUCCAGAAUCAUUCUUAGAAGCACCUUCUCUGAUAAGAGAGCUACUUUAUUUGAAAUCGUUGCCAGGCCUCUUUAGUUUUAAUGAUUUUGCGAUCUUGGUAAGGCAAAGACGUCAAAUGAAGGCUAUGGAAAAUGCAUUGAUAGAACAUCAAGUGCCAUAUAAGAUAAUACGAGGACAUGGUUUUUGGGAGUUGAAAGAAGCAGUUGCCAUGAUCAAUCUUUUAAAAUGUUUGAACUCAAACAAUGAAAUAAAUGCAAUUAUUGCAGCACUUCAAUACCCACCCAGAGGCUUAGGACAAACUUCAGCUGAAAGGAUCAAAUCAGAGCUGGAAAAAAAAUCUGCUGAUGCGUUUGAUACAUUAAAAGAAAUUGCUAAUAAGAAGAUUAAGGUUACGAUGCCUGAAAAAGCGCGAGCUGUCAUUAAGGAAUUUAUUGCAAUGAUUGACACAUGUGGCACACUCUGUGAAGGGCCCUUAACCACUGCGCUUGACGAUAUAUUUGAAAAACUUUAUGCAAUGUCAGGGAUGAAGUACGAAUAUCUAUAUGUUGACGGUAAGAAGAAAUCUGAAGUUGGAAAAAAUCCGGAACCUGAUUUCUCAAAUACAAGACAUAAGAACAUAAUGAUAUUGAAAAACUACUUUCUAGGAUCGAACUUAACUGCAGGUGAGACCUCGAAAGAUGCUAACAAGACAGACACACAUUCAAAACGCGCCAAUGCUAACAUGAUAAAGGUCCAUAUCCGUAAUUUUUUUUUAUCCCUUGCCAUGUACACUUCUUCAGCAAUGACACCGGAUGGAGAUCAAAAAAGUGAUAGUCAAAAGGAAAAUGGAUUCGUGACUAUGUCUACCAUUCAUGGGGCAAAGGGGCUUGAAUGGCCAGUCGUUUUUAUACCCGGCUGCGAGGAAGGUGUAAUCCCAUCAAUAUUUGGCGAGGAGAAGGAUGAGGAAUCCAACGACAGUAGUGACGAUGAAUUUAUUAGAGGCAUUCAUGAAAACAAAAUCAACGAAAACGAUUCUCGAGAUAUCAGUGGCAAAGACAACAUUUCUAACAAAAAAUCGAUUACUGAAAGUCCCAAAAAGAAAUCUUGGAUGCCCUCUAUUGGGGAUACCCUGAAUGAAGAAAGGAGAAUGUUUUUCGUUGCUCAAACAAGAGCGAAGCAUCUUCUAUAUCUAUCCGCUGUUGAUAGUACGAGAGGCAGAGGCAGCUCUCCUAGUAGAUUUUUGACCAGUGAAAUUUUGCAUACUAUGGUUGAUGAACAACGUUUGUUUGAUAAUAUUGACAAUAUAAAAAGGCUUUACAGUAUGUUAGGCAAGAAAAUCCCGAAAAGUACCAGCACAUUUUCAAUAGAACAGGUAAUUAGAGAUUAUUCCCAGUUCGUAGAAAAAAGAAGGGAAAGACUCAUAUGGAAUGGAUCUUUUGUGAAUAACAUGUACCAGUUUGAUAUCAAUCAAAAUAUUAAUAUUCCUUGCACCAAUGAGUUCUCAACUGCCGCGAUUCAACUUCAAAAAGAGAACAACAGAAAAUCUCCUGAGAGGAAAUGCAUACGACCUGGGAAUAUUUCAUCGCCAAGCCGACGGACUGGCAUGCUGGAUAAAGACAGGUCUACGUCUUCUUUUAUUAAUGGCUUGCCUAUUAAAACGGCAACAUUUGCACCGGAUUAUAAGCCAGGCAGAAAGACCUUAUCGACACCACUGAACUUGAAAAAAUCUUUUGCACCUAAAAUCGGGGAUCCGCAGAAAUUGGAAGCGAGUAAUGGUAUCAUGCGAGACUUAAAUUCCUCAGAGAUACAAAUUAACGGUAGUCAAAAGACUGACUCUAGCACCCAGUGCAAAGACGUAACUUACGGCAAUGUGCAACCCUGUCCUGGACAAGUCAUAAAGAGAGAGGACGGACAAGUUGCGGCCAAAUGCUUUUCGAACGUCCGCAGACCUCAUGGAAGUAAUAGAAAAGUGAUUGCCGCACGAAUAGAUAUUGCACCGCCUAAUGAUGGCCUCAACGUAAAGGCAGAGGAUAUCUCACCGAAUACAUCUGAAAAUACCGCCAACGAUCACAUGGGUACAACUGCUGGAGAGAUAUUGCAUGACCCAGACGAAAUAAUAAUUGAUGAUAGACCUAUCAUUUCAAAUGCCAAAACCUUGGCGGAUGCUGCCAAGAGAACAAAGAGAAAAAGCAAGCCUUCCUUAUUUUCGAGCCAGGCGCCCCCAAAAAUAUUGCAAACCCUUGAUGACAAUGGAAUAAAAUCGGAAUCAACAUUAAAUAAUUUGGACAUUUUUUCUCGUUUAUCCAGAGCCAGGAAGAAAAGCAAAUUGAAUGAUUCUGAAAUCAUCAUAAUUGAUUAA
Messenger RNA from Zygotorulaspora mrakii, 3405 nucleotides. RefSeq names its product DNA helicase SRS2 (gene SRS2). Gene Ontology annotation, molecular function: DNA binding; hydrolase activity; ATP binding. NCBI's taxonomy places the organism in Eukaryota, Fungi, Ascomycota, Saccharomycetes, Saccharomycetales, Saccharomycetaceae. Gene Ontology annotation, biological process: recombinational repair. Gene Ontology annotation, cellular component: nucleus. The transcript has a single exon. The coding region runs from base 1 to 3405 and encodes 1134 amino acids. The record is from RefSeq and is a predicted model, not a curated record.